AUGGCGUCAAACAAGCCGAUGUUCCCUGAACAGGACCAGAGGAUAAUACCGACGUCGGCGGAACCUCCACCAGCAACCAAGACUGGCGGCGUUUCGAAACCCAAGACAGCUCAAAAGCCUUCAGAAUCAGGAGAGAAAUCGAUGGAAAGAACGAUGAACAACAAAAAUAAACUGGAUCAGCGGGAGGGCGAGGUUGGCCAGCCUCGGAUGGCUUACUCGUCGAACCAGUCGAAAUCGCUUUCCUGUGUUCCCGAAUACCUGGGGAAAAUCCCCCGCUCGCAAAUCAAGCGCAAAUAUCUCAUCAACAAAACGUUCGUCAAGUUGGCGUUGAGACAUAAGCUGGCAGGCACUCUGGCUAAGCUACACAAAAAGUAUUUGAAGGCUGGCCUUAAAGCUAAGUUAACGCUUGUCAACAACUUGUUUUCGCUUUACCAAUACCUCAUCCCUUACACAUCGAAGAAGAAAAUUUUCCCUGUGUAUGUUGACCUGCCCAUCAAGCACGAUGUAUAUCUGGGGGGUCAGCCAAACGCCCCCGCCAAGAUCCGUGCCAAGCUGGUGCAAAUCAUUGAUCACAGCUUAGUAGAUGUGCUGCGGUAUCUGAAUAAAGUCUUAGCCGCGGCUCUGGGGCUGCUGGUACCGACGUUCAAUCUGCUUGAUACCGCGGUACACCUGCUAUUUGGCAUUGAUGAGUACACCCUUAUCAGAGUUACUCGGCUGGCGCUGGACGAUACCGAUGGUCUGAUAGUACUCAAGUUGGAGCUGGCUAAACCUGGAGACACGCUGUUGAUUGACUCCCUUGAAUUUAGUGACGAAAUGAUGCAUCUGAUUGGCAAGCCGGGAGAAACGCCGCUGAAUUUAUUCAUCAAGAAAGUGGUCGCCCGUCCCCGAUAUAAACUGGAUAUGAAGGUAUUUUUGGUUCUGAAAAAUCUCCAUUGCUCGUUGUAUUUGGAUGAGCGGAUGCUUGAGCGCGACUUAAUCAAUGGUAUCGUCAACUUGAACUUGGAUGGAUCUAAACCGUCCAUAAUAGGGUUAGGAUCUACAAAGGGCGAGCUGAUGGAGUUUGCCAAUCCUCACGUUGCCGACGCUGUCGACUUUAACAACAAUCUCAUCCUGGACUUCAGCCAUUACGGUAACUCGAGUGAUGCUCAAGUCAAUGAAUCAAAACUCAUUCUUUAUAGACCACCCGACGCUCGUGCUGUGUACGUCACCUUCCCCUUCGACAAUUGCAUCAAAGAAUUUGAAAAGUUGCUAAAGCUUCUGAAAUCCGAGCCUCACCUGGAUAGCGACAUGACCCUGAUGAAGGACUCUCUGCUGUCAUCGCUGCCUAAAACAGACUCCCUGCUGCUGCUGAUUCCCUUGCGUACAGAGCUGCUGAAUCUGAAUCUGACUCUGGCAAACUCGCUCACGGAGAUAAGUCUGGGUGAUCAGCUGGAGAAGUUGCUGUCUGCGAAGGUGAAACUGGAAACGGAAACCUCUGCCAAUAACAGUGCAAGCAGCAGUGCCAGUGGUCUGGCGAGCGGCCUGGUGCCGCCACAGUCCAUACAAAUGCCACCUAAUUCUAAGUCACUGCUGUAUCUGCUGCAAGGUCUGGCUUUGGAUGGGGUACCUCCAAAAUUGUCGCCAAGAGCUGUCGAUAAUGAGUACAAUCGACCCAGCUUGCGCCGAUACCUACGCUUUAACAAAUUUGAUGAGCAGAUACGUUUACCUUUGCCCAACCUGUCUGCUGACUUUCAAAAUUCUCAAGCGAACGAGCAGCGACGCUCUUCUCGGAACUCACCCCAACAGCACGAUCAUAAAUCGAAGUCGGGGAGCUUAGAGACUUUACCACCGCUGUAUAUGCUCCAACCUCAUUGGCCUAAUAACCUACCGACGAUGAUGCCUCAUGACAUCGUUUCCCAAUGGAACAACAACCGGGGUGAGUCUGCGGACGAAUCUGGAGGAAACGCUGCAGACAAUUAG
Molecule: messenger RNA, 1959 nt
Organism: Diutina rugosa
Lineage: Eukaryota; Fungi; Ascomycota; Pichiomycetes; Serinales; Debaryomycetaceae
Exons: 1
Coding region: 1-1959 (652 amino acids)
Source: RefSeq, a predicted model, not a curated record